CCUUAGAUGAUAACUGAUAUAUUAGAGGAAACAUCUUUAGCAAGUUUUUCUCAGCCCUGCCAUGGGUAUUUCUAAAAUACCUUUCUCCAUCUACUUUUCUUAACCUCAUGAACCCCCCCUUGAAACUUCACAAGGAUGUGUUCAUGAAUAAAGAAGAAUGCUACAGUAUCAGAGGGAUUUAUCACCUCCAGCUGCACUUCUUUCAAGCUCUACUCUGUUGUCAUUUGCAACGUGGUAGUAUAAGCCUGACACCAAAUGCAGUCCAAUGCUUUUGUUUCUACACAUCAAAGACAAAAAAGAAUGGAAGAGGCUGAACUGCUGAAGGAAAGAUUUCAGGCCAUAACAGACAAAAGAAAACUGCAAGGAGAAAUUACACAGAAACGCCUGAAAGUAGAGGAGGAAAAACUGAAACACCAGCAUUUAAAAAAAAAGGCCUUGCGAGAAAAAUGGCUCUUGGAUGGUCUUAGUUCUCUCACUCCAAAAGAGCAAGAAGAAAUGCAAAAGCAGAAUCAGGAGGACCAAAAACAGACUCAGGAGCUGGAACAAGACAUUCUCAGACUGGAGAAAGAAAUUGAGGCUCUGGAAAAAGAGGAAAUGAACAUCUCAGCUAACGAAGAAGCUAUUUUAAGGAAACUUAAGUCAGUUGAGAAAACAACAGAAGACAUAAUCAAGUCUGUGAAAGCAGAAAAAGCAGGAAUUGAAGAAGAGACAGCAGACUACAUAUAUGCCAACAUACCUGACCUUCCAAAGUAUUUCAGACCCUCUGCACUAAAAAGGGCAGGACAUGCUGCAACAGAUGAAGAAAAGAGAAAAGCAUUGUUUGCCAUGGAAAUUAAAGUUGAAAAAGAUAUGAAGACAGGAGAAAAUACAGUAUUAUCAACAAUACCUCUUCCCUCCAACGAGUUUAAAGAGACAGGAAUUAAAGUCUAUGAUGAUGGCAGGAAGUCAGUCUAUGCAGUGUCCUCAAAUUGCAACACAACACAAAAUGGCAUGGAUGAACUUGCUCCUGUUGAGGUGGAGGACCUUCUAAGGCAGGCAACUGAAAAAAAUUCCAAGUCUCCCACAGAGUAUCAUGAGCCUGUGUUUGCCAACAAAUUUUGCAGGCCAAUUACUCCUCAGAAGGAUAAAUUAGUCCCUGGACCAAAACUGGAAGACCAACGCAAAACAGAUACGAAUGGACUUAGCAAUCAUCAGACAGAGUUCUUCAGUACAGUAGAACCCUUCAUGCAGCAACAUAAAGAAAAUGGUGUUGAUCUCCCAAAGGUAACACAUCCAAAGUCUCCCUCUCCAGUACUUUCCCAGCCAGAGAAGAAAGUACACACUAAUCCUGAGAACAGGAUGAUAUAUAAUGAAGAGAGAAACACUGCACAUGAGGAAUUAAAACCCUACCAGAAUACAAGAGAAAAACAUCACGAGGCAAGGUCUUUAAAUUCCUGCCGUCUUAAUGAAGUAUCUUCUGCCCCUCAAGAGGAUGAGGAAGAUGCUCAGUACAGCAUUGUCCAAGCUGUACCAUGUUACGUGGAUGAUUCAGAACCAGUUACAAUGAUUUUCAUGGGUUAUCAGCGCAUUGAUGAAGAUGCGGAAGCAGACGAAAAGUCGUCAAGAUAUGACGGGGUUAUCCGAGCAGAACUAGUCAUGAUUGAUGAUGAUGAAGAUGACAGCAAGUCUGAGAAACCAUCGUAUCACCCUGUAGGCCACUACAGUCAGGUCUAUCAGCCAUUGAACAGGCAGAAAACCACAGAAGUCCCACAGACAAUCUCCGUGAGAAGGCUGGGUGGGAACCUGAACACAGCACCUCACAAAAUUUCUGUCUCCCUACAAGGGCAAGAGGAACGCUUAAGCUCACCUACACACCACACUCUUCACAACCAGGUAUCUGGGGACGGUACUGAAGAUCCCUCAUUAACAGCUCUGAGGAUGAGAAUGGCAAAGCUGGGGAAAAAGGUGAUUUAACAGCUGUAAUGACAUGGAAGUAAAGUUUAUUACUCAAAGCAGAAUAAAGCUAAGAAGAGUUUCUUCAACAUACUUUUUUUGAACUUCAAUGCUUUUUUUGCUCCUUUAUUUUACGCAUCUGGGUUAUUUUGCCUUUGCAUAAACCAAUGAACAUUAACAGACUUUCAGACUUGACCAACUGCCACAUACAUGCAGAUCAAAUCCUGGAUUUUGCUGAAGGCAAUGGGAUGUUUCCCAAGACCAUAAAUGCAGUGUACAUGCAAAUAUGAAGAUAUGUGCAUACCUGUCCCCACAAUAAGGCAUAUACUGUUACUAUACACACAAAGCAGAUAAACACACAUCUCCAUGGAACUUCAAAGUGAAAGAAUGUCCUGGGAAGUGUACCAAUCUAACUGACUUUUGAUUGAAAAUGCCGUCCCGGCAUUUUCCUAAUAAAGACAUUAGUUAAUGAAAAACUAGACAUGUAAGAUAGAAGCAGGAAGAAGUGUAAAUAUAAGAGACCGGUUUCCAAGCAUACCACCUUGGCCAAAAUUUAAAACAUUCCUUUUUAAGUAACAAAAAUAUAAACCAAAAUUAGCAAAGUUUGCAUUUAAGUAUUUAGAUGCUUCUAGAGCACCACAAUCCAGCCACCCUUCUAUUUUAUGUAUGACAAUACAGCCAUUCUAAGACCUUCCUUCCUCUCCACAUCACGGCAUGCUCCCCACCCAGAGCCUUAUACAUCCUGUGCACAGUACUACAAACAGCCUAACCUCCCAACCAUGACUUUACCUGCUCACUCACUACUGAAGGCCCUGCUUUCCCAAGAAACUGGUUGCCAAACAGGCAGGCACUUGUCCAUCACUAGAAAAUACUACUGAGCACAUAGAUUUUGAUUGGCCAGGGGAUCUAGAAGUAGUGAAAGUCUCCCAUCAGAAAUGCUGAUCUGUCUGUAACCUGCUCUGCAGCUGCAGAUCUGCCAUCAGUUGCUACCACUGCUGGACACAGCUGUCCAGCACAGUCCCAAGGCUCCCACCAAUGAACAGGUCAACUCAACAUAUGAGGGAGCAGCUGGGGCCCUUUAAGCAGCCAUAAAGUAAAGCUACACCUGGAAAACAACACACAAGUCAGAUUAUUUCACUCCCUAUUUCAUGAGGGGAAAAAAUGCCUCACAGCACUACAUCCUUAUAUUCAAAUCAGAGUGAUAAAGUUAUUUUGCUAGGUCUUUGGCUAUUGUGAAUCACUAAGUAGAUACAGCUCAGCUUACAUUAUUCUAGUAGAGCUGACUUGGAUGUUAUACACCAGCAAAAACCAGCUGUAACUAUUUUUUUGCUGGCCUUCCUCAUUUCAAAGCAGGAACUUGAAGCUACUACCUCACCCUGAGGCACGGUGCUCACAAUCAGCUGACUCAUAGCCUUUAACGGGUUGGUAGCUCCCAGUCUGAAAUGGGACAGUGAAUCAGGUAAUCUCAAAUUUUAGAAUUUCAGUCACAGAUUGUUGCCUGGAGAGUGGCAUAAUACAUAAGAACAAAUAAAUGCAACUAUAUUACACUUUC
Messenger RNA from Struthio camelus australis, 3484 nucleotides. RefSeq names its product palmdelphin (gene PALMD). Gene Ontology annotation, cellular component: membrane; cytoplasm. Lineage: Eukaryota; Metazoa; Chordata; Aves; Struthioniformes; Struthionidae. Gene Ontology annotation, biological process: regulation of cell shape. The record is from RefSeq and is a predicted model, not a curated record.